This is a messenger RNA of Coniophora puteana RWD-64-598 SS2, 2031 nucleotides long. RefSeq lists its product as uncharacterized. The record is from RefSeq and is a predicted model, not a curated record. Lineage: Eukaryota; Fungi; Basidiomycota; Agaricomycetes; Boletales; Coniophoraceae. The coding region runs from base 39 to 1775 and encodes 578 amino acids. The transcript has a single exon.
GGUAAACUAUCAGUACAACAGUUAAAUCCUAGCCCAGCAUGCUCGCCGUCUCGCACGGCGCCCGGCAUGCAAAGCAGGGCAUCGGAAUCCAGAAGGGCAUCGGACUGCAGCACUCCGGGCACGCCCAACAAGCGUCCCGCUCGUUGCACAUCCCGUCCUUCGUCCCCCGCGCCGCCCGCCCUGCAGCCACCACCGUCCCCCCACCCACAUCCACAGCCCAACGCCUCUUCACCCAAUCCCGCAACUUCGCCUCUCGCGUCUUCGCACAUCUCACCGCGCCCGGCUUAGGGGUAAUCCCGCAGGCCGCCCAGCCGCACGCACUUCACGGGCUCGGCUCCGGUGCGGGCAGGGGGCUGAGCACGCAUGCUCCCAGUAUCAAGAGCAGCUUCUCCCUCCCUGUGCGCACUGCGCUCACCCGCCCCCUCGGCGCCCCCUGUCUCCCCCGCCCGCCGGCGGUCCCGCGCUCGGUCGCGCACAUCGGUUUGGGGUCAGCGAGGUCGUUCCACUCCGCGCGGCCUAUCUUCCAGAAUCUCGCUGACAACGUGCCCAUUGCGACGCGUGCGCUGUGGGAGGCCGAAUGGGAGGUCAAGGGCGCCGAGGAGCGCAAGCGCCGGUUCCGCAAGGAGAAGGAGAAUAAGGUGCUGAAGACCAAGGAGCAGCUCAAGCCCAAGGAGAAGGCGAUCGUCAAGCCCGCUUCUGCUUCCACUGAGGCUUCCACCGGCUCGCUGGAGCCUACUCACUCCGAGCUCGAGCACUAUUUCCCUACGGCCGCUGCUAAGCCCUCCGACGUGACGACUUACCUUCUCGUCCCGCUCGCGCCUACGCCCACCUCUCGUCUGCCGCUGUCUGCGUACGACGACGGAAACUCGAUGCAUCACCCGCUUUUACCGCUAGGAGACAUCGGGGCGAUGCACCAUCUGCAUCGACAACACCAGCUCCGCGUCUCCACGCUCUUCGCGCGUCUGGACGGCGAAGAAGUGUGGGAUGACCCGCGCGUGCGGGUCGACGCCUAUGCUUACGGCGCAGGACAGGAGUCGGAGAGGGAGUGUACUAUGUUGCGCGUCACGCUCGAAGGAUGGAGCAAGAACAGUGUCCUGCGCGUUCUUGCAGGCGCCGGGCAGGGCUGGUGCUCGAUCGAGGAGGUCCGCGCCGACGAGUUAUCGUCCGUAUCGACACCGACGAUCUCGGGCGUUAGCACGCCCUCGCCAGGCGCACCGCUCUCUCCCGCACUGUCUAGUGUCUCGCUCACCGACACCGACGCCGAACACGUCUCCGCGCUGCUCUCUCCGCCCGCUCACUGGGCAGAGGAAAUCGGAGAUGAGAGGAUGAUGAAUAUGAGCGAUGACGACGACGACGACAUGGUCUCGAACUCGUUUGUCCUCCCCACCCUCGACUUCUCGUCCUCUUUCCUCGCCUCGUCGGCGAUCGCACCGCCCGCACACACUGCUUCGCCGCCCUCAUACUCUGUUCCUGCGGCGGCGUCCCCGCAGCCCGAGAUGAUCCUCCGCACGGCGUCUGAGCUCGCCGCCGAGGCGCUCGGCUCGCCCUGGGCGUCCCCGCUCGCGUCGCCGAGUCUGUCGUCCGCAUCGUCCUUCUCGGACCUCGGCUCGCGCGCUGGGUCGGACGGCGGGUACCCGUUCGAUGCGCGGAGCGAGUCCUGGAGCGAUGUGGGCUGGACGAUGUCGCCGCCGGGUCCGACGGAGGUGGGGACGGAGAACGCGUGGAUGGGCGUUGGGUUCAGCUCGCGCUUUGCGGAUCAGUUUGAUGGGAACUGAGUGGGGGGAGAUGAAAGAGGGGAAGGGAAUGUUACGUGAAUUCCGUGAAGAUGUUCUUUCUGCUACGUUCUAAGGCGCUAUUUGGUUUGACGCCUUCUCACUCUCCCUUUUGAUACUUAGGAUAGCGCUUGUUUUGACGAAAUUGUAGCAUGCAUCAUCUCACGUUCUUUGUUUGUACGAGUCCUGUGUAGGUUUCCGUGGAAUAUAAAACGUUCAGCCCUACAAAUGGCUCGCGUUCAGUAGACGCAGAGACAGC